AUGUCUUAAACCGAAUUGAUUAAUACUAAUGAUUCAAGAGACUCUUAAAACUUAUCAAUUAAACCAAUACUGAAAUCAUCUUAAUAGAAAAUAAAUUAAGCACUCCCAAGAUUGGACUGGGCUGGAAAUGAAAUAAUUAAAGGAGGAUCUCAUAAAAUUGCUUUUGUUAGUUAAUAGAAUACAUCAAGAACAUUCAUGGAUAUUCUAUCAAAUGAACUAUCAGAUUAGUAUAAUUAAGUAGAUGAAGAUUAUAAUGAAAUGUUGAACUGUUAAAAUGUGAAGAAUAAAACAAAACUAUAACCAGAACUAAGUGAAUAAUCUAAUUGCUGUUAUAUUUAUUGA
Molecule: messenger RNA, 342 nt
Organism: Paramecium primaurelia
Lineage: Eukaryota; Ciliophora; Oligohymenophorea; Peniculida; Parameciidae
Source: the annotation of a GenBank genome assembly